CCUCCUUUUCCAGGGGGAUGCAAAUUUGUUGGAAAUCACUUAAGCCUGUAAGUCGGAUUCAUGAGAAGACCAGUCCUCCACUUUCCGUCCAGAGGCUGACAUCCUGAGAUCAACGUGGAACUUCUUUAAAACCUCCAGAAAGAUGAAGUUGCUACUCUUUACCUUCACCAGCCGCAGAUGUUGGAGCUAGAAAUCAAGCCACCGGCAGGAUAGAUCACCCUUUGGCUGUUGACUGUAGAAAGUGAAGAUGCUCACAGAACUAGCCUGCUUACUUUUCCUAAUGCAAUCUGGCCUGGUAGAAGGACAGUGGUGGUGGCAACGGCUCUGGGGCUUCCCUGUAACGGCCACUUCGCCUUUCCCGACAGCUGUCAGUACUGUCACUUCGCACAUGCCAAAGGAUUAUCCAACCAGUGUUGUUUUACUGAAGGAGACUGGGGUACCCUCAGUGGUUUUUGCAGGAUGGAACCCUUCUGGCAUGAUUUCAAGUCUCCCUGGAAUACGCUCCAAACCUACCUUACCCAUUGGAGAAGCAGUCAUGCCUUUCCCCACAAAAACGCCUCUGGAACUAGAUCUGGAGUUUAAAAUGGCAAAGAAAAUAAAUCUGUGGAAACAAAAGAAAGCAGAAAGAGGAUCAAAGGGGCAUCUUGACCUCACAGAACUAAUAGGAGUUCCACUUCCACCUUCUGUCUCCUUUAUCACUGGCUAUGGAGGGUUUCCAGCAUACAGUUUCGGACCAGAAGCUAACAUUGGCCGUCUGACAAGGACUCUGAUACCUCAGCAGUUCUACAGAGAUUUUGCUAUCACUGUUACAGUCAAACCAAACAGUGACAAUGGAGGUGUCUUGUUUGCCAUAAUGGAUGCCUUUCAGAAGACAAUUUUCUUGGGAAUCAGGCUAUCGCCUGUGGAUGAUAGCACCCAGAGAAUAAUUAUGUACUACACUGAACCAGGUUCUCACAUAUCCCGAGAGGCUGCUUCAUUCAAAGUCCCAGUGAUGACCAACAAAUGGAAUCGCUUUACUAUGACUGUACAAGGAAAUAACAUUGUAUUGUUCAUGGACUGUGAAGAGUAUCACAGGGUGCAGUUUCAGAGAUCAGCUCAGGCCUUGUCCUUUGAACCUAGUUCUGGCAUAUUUGUGGGGAAUGCUGGAGCCACAGGACUGGAAAGAUUCACCGGCUCCAUUCAGCAGCUAAUAAUCAAACCAGAUCCAAGGGCUACCGAGGACCAAUGCGAGGAGGAUGAUCCAUACGCUUCGGGAGAGAGCAGUGGCCAUGAUGGCAUUCAGGAGCAGGAGGGCAUCCUUGAGACACAAGAAAUCAUUCGACCCACGCGAGCCCCACAACUGUUUGGGAAUUUAUCUGAAGAAGCAACUGCUGGACCAGUAGGAGCACCACCAACCACGUCACCUCAUUCUGAAGAAAUUGAUUUCUCUGGACAACAUCUCUUAGAAGAAAUGCCAAGCCCAACUAAAGCUAAAGCACAAGGUUUAACCACUAUAGAAUCUGGUACACAGAAAACUGAAACUACCACAAUAGCUCAGGAAACAUUAAACACAGAACAUGGACCUCAUACUGAUGUCCUGCAAAUUGCAAAUGGAGAAAAAGGUCAAAAAGGUGAAAAGGGUCAAAAGGGAGAAGAAGGACCAUCGGGACCUCCAGGAAAAGCAGGACUAGAGGAAGCACAACCUGGGACUAUAGGACCACCUGGGCCUUCUGGGAAGCCUGGUGUGGAUGGUAAACCCGGUAUCCCUGGCAAAGAUGGGUUACCAGGUAAUCCAGGACCUCAGGGAGAACCAGGGUUGAAAGGAGAAGCUGGUCCUAAAGGAGAAAAGGGAGAUCUUGGCAUUGGAUUGCCAGGGCCACCUGGACUUCCAGGGCCUCCUGGACCACCUUCUCCAACUAGAGGAUUUAGAAGAAUGGAUAUGGAAGGGUCUGGCUCGGGUGACUUUGACAGAGACAUAGAACUUCCAAGAGGCUCACCUGGACCCCCAGGACCUCCGGGUUUACCUGGUCCUCCAGGAUUGCCAGCACCAGAUUUGAAUGCUGCCUUGCCAGGAGAAAAUGGGAAGGAUGGGGUGUCUGGAGACCCAGGCCCACGAGGUCCCCCUGGUCGUCCUGGUAAGGAUGGAUUGGUUGGCUUCGCAGGAACGAAGGGAGAAAAAGGUGACCAAGGUCUUCGGGGAUCAGUUGGACCAAAGGGAGACCCUGGAGAGAUUGGAUUACCAGGUCCUAAAGGGCAGGCAGGAGCUGAUGGAGAGCCUGGGAAACCAGGACUCCCAGGACCUCCGGGACCACCUGGCCCAGGCUAUGGAUUUGGAUUUGAGGAUAUGGAAGGCUCAGGGAUCAUUGAUUUAUCAAGUCGACCUGGAAUCUUGGGAUCCAGGGGGCCAAAUGGAGUAAAAGGUGACAAUGGACUACCAGGUAUACCUGGUUUAAAGGGAGAACAAGGCAUAGAAGGAAGGCCAGGUUUUCCAGGUGUUGCUGGACGUCCUGGAGAUUCAGGUUCAAAAGGAGAAAAAGGUGACCCAGGACCCAAGGGUGAACCAGGACAAGAUGGUGCUAGUGUUGUGGGGCCACCUGGGCCACCUGGACCACCAGGGCCCACUAUAGCCAUUCCAGGGUCAGAUGGAAGUUUUAAUAUUACUGGAAUCAAAGGACUUGUUGGGUCUCCAGGUCCAGAUGGUAAGCCUGGCCUGCCAGGAUUUCCUGGCCCUAGGGGACCAAAAGGAGAUACUGGACCAUCUGGUUUACCGGGACAGAAAGGAAUGCAGGGUGAAAAGGGUGAACCAGGAGCUAUCGUUGCUUCGACAGACUCUCUAACAGAAUUGAUAAGAAGGCCAGGAGAGAAGGGUGAACCUGGAAUUAUGGGACCACGAGGACAAAUGGGACCAAUUGGACCUCCAGGACUUAAAGGAGAACUUGGUUUCCCCGGCCGGCCUGGACGCCCUGGCCUGAAUGGAUUGAGAGGCAUGAAAGGUGAACGGGGUGUAACAUUAUAUGGUCCCCCUGGUUCGCGUGGACCGCCUGGGCCUCCAGGCCCCCCUGGCCGAGUGGUUUUUAUUAAAGGAACAGUUUUCCCAGUUUCUCCCAGGCCUCAGUGCAAAACACCAGUAGGCACUGCUCAUCCUGGAAACCGAGAAGUAACUGAUGGUUCCUGGGAUAUACAUGGUCCAUUGAACGUAAAAGGCGAAAAAGGAGACAGAGGUCCACCAGGUCCACCAGGUCCUCCUCUACCAUCAACAUAUUUCAGCCACUUAAACAUAAUGAAGGGUGAGAAAGGAGACAAUGGAGAAACUGGCCUUAAAGGAGAAAAAGGAGAACCAAAUGGAGGUUUUUUAAUGUCAGGACCUCCAGGACUCCCUGGAAGACCAGGACCAGUGGGGCCAAAAGGAGACAGAGUUGUUGGACCUAGAGGCCCUCCAGGGGUACCAGGCCUACCAGGGCCUCCAGGGUUUGGACCAGCUGGACAUCCCGGGCCCCCGGGCCCUCCUGGGCCCCCAGGCCCUCCUGCAAUCUAUGGCUCAGCUGUUGCUAUGCCAGGGCCACCAGGACCUCCGGGAGAACCAGGACUACCAGGGACCAGGAAUUUGGUCACAACACUUAGAAAUGUUGACAGUAUGCUGCAAAAGGUUCAUUUAGUGUCAGAAGGCACAUUGAUCUAUCUUAGUGAAACUAGUGAGAUUUUCAUCCGUGUUCAAGAUGGAUGGAAAAAAUUACAGCUUGGUGAACUGAUUCCAAUUCCUGCUGACAGCCCCCCACCUCCAGCAAUUUCAAGUCCAGGAUUUCAGCCCCUUCCAGCACCAAUUCCAGCUUCAAGUACUGGCAGUGGAAGGCCAAGUCUUCAUCUGGUGGCUUUGAACACCCCGUUUUCUGGUGAUAUGCGGGCUGACUACCAGUGCUUUCAACAAGCCCGGGCUGCUGGCUUAGUCUCAACGUACAGAGCUUUCUUAUCUUCACAUUUGCAAGAUCUAUUAACCAUUGUCCGAAAAACAGACAGAAGUCUGCCCAUAGUUAAUCUUAAGGGAGAAGAGAUAUUCAAAAACUGGGAGUCAAUAUUUUCUGGCAAUGGAGGACAGUUUGACCUCCGGUUUCCAAUAUAUUCCUUUGAUGGUAGGAAUGUCAUGACAGAUCCAGCUUGGCCUCAAAAAAUCAUCUGGCAUGGUUCAAGUCUAAAUGGGAUACGACUGAUUAGCAACUACUGUGAAGCCUGGAGGACAGCAGAUCUGGCCGUCAUGGGACAAGCUUCACCCCUCCAGUCUGGAAAGCUUUUGGAUCAAAAAGCAUAUAGCUGUAGCAACAGGUUUAUUGUGCUUUGUAUUGAAAACAGUUAUAUCUUAGAUAUCGGUAGGAAAUAAAAUCCCAUUUUUGCUCCGCACAUGUAAAUUAAAAUUUUAUGACAAAAAAUGUUGACACUGAACUGUAAUUUUUAAGUGAUGUAAAUAUUGUACUGUAAUUUCACACAUAAAAAGAAGAUAACCAAAGAAAGCAUACCUCAGUACAGAAUCAUGUUCCAAGAUGGUGAAAUUCAUCUUUCUGGAUCAUUUCCACCCCACAUGGAGGCUGCAUAGGAGGUCAGCAGGACUGAAAUACCACAUUGAAGUGCCUUAUUAAUAUGGAACCUGUCCCCAUUAUAAGACUGCUUUGGGGUUGGAGGUCAAAGUUCUGACAGGGAUAUCAGUAUGCUGUGUAAUCAAGGAGGAUCAUAACCACAGGGUUCAUUCUUUGAGUGAGCCUACAAUAUGUGUCCCCAUGCAGAAGGGUUAUGUUAUUGUUACUGCUGCCCAUGAACUGCCAUUAGCCUUUCUACUAGAUAAGGUCAGUUGAACUUCAGUAGCUCAUUGUCCUCAUUUUUUUAUUCCACUAAACCUUAGACUGGUGUGCAAGGAGCUGUUUUGGAGACAUCCAUUGCCCACCCUCCCUUGACUGCAGACAACCAUAUGUCGCACUGAUUUUGAAACACCUCCUCAGUAGCAAAAGCAGGUUGCCUUGGGACACUUCUUUUUAAGAAACACAAGUCCAGAGUUCUCUUGAGCACAUGGAACAAGAUGCAUAGUUUGCAAACCUGACACAUUAAAAAGCCCAUGAUUGGAAAACUAGAACUCUACAGAAUGUAAAAUCUUCCUUUAGGCAACUGUGAUGAAUGUAAUAGACCUGAGUUUAAUCCAUUUCACCACCAAAAUCUUUGCACACAGAAGGUGAAUUUCACCAAUAUGGAAACAGAAUCUGAUGCAUAUUUUGGUGCUACUGUGGUCUAUAAAAUCCUCAUACAGUGUUGAUCAUAAAUUUUAAUAAUUGUAAUGGCCCAGAGGGCCAUUUCUACACAUGCUGUAGGGCUUUGAGGCUCCCCUCUCUUCCAAUGGUAGCCGCCUCUGCACCACCUAAAAAGCCAUUCCCAAAACUUGGUGGAACUUCAAGAGUGGUGUCUAAUGCAACAUGAAGAGCUGAACACUGAAGAGCAAAAAUAGGGAAGCCCCUGAGAUGCACAUGCUGAAUUACUUGUGCACACCUGAGAACUCCAUCUACUUCUGGUCUAUUGACUGCAAUAAACUGACUGAACUGAACUCUUAAAAACUUUUUUUGAUUCCAACCAAUGCAGUGUCUUGUACCUACAAAAGCCAUCUGUGACUAAUACACUUGCAAGCACUUCUACUAUGCUUAAGUAUCCAUUCCAGUUUAGCGAAAGCUGUUUUCUUGUUGCAACAAGAAUUGUGGACAGACAGAUGUUUUCAUAUAGAUAUUGAAUCAUAUAUAUUAAUUAAAUAAAAUGUACUACUUUUCCUUCCCCGUCCCUUUGUUGUAUCUGUGGAGCACUUAUUUCUUCAGGACUGUUGUUCAUAUAAUGUAAUUCUCAGUAGGAACUAAUUUGUAAUUCUUAGGAGUUGUCAGUGAAUGAUGUGAUGUUCCUCACAAAAGCAGUAUUAUUAUCAUGCUGUAGACAUUUGUCUCCUCUGUAUUGUCUUACAGUGUAUUUUUAACAACCUGUACACUUGUAGUAGUCACCACUUAAAGUUAUCUGUAAGCAAUAAUCACAGUUUUAAAAAAUAAGCUAGUAGCUCUAGUCUUAAAUGAUUUCUAUUAUUCAUGACAUCAAAUCAGUACCUUAAUAACUAUUUUUAUUCAGAAUAUGUUUCUUUCCAGAGUCCUUAUCAUUUGUAACCAAUUUUGUUUUAUAUCAAAUGAAAAUGUGAAAUUAAGUUCUAUUUUUCCAUUUUAUUUAAUAUAAAAGCAUCUUUCCCACUG
This is a messenger RNA of Hemicordylus capensis (graceful crag lizard), 6236 nucleotides long. RefSeq names its product collagen type XV alpha 1 chain (gene COL15A1). The coding region runs from base 248 to 4351 and encodes 1367 amino acids. Gene Ontology annotation, cellular component: basement membrane. NCBI's taxonomy places the organism in Eukaryota, Metazoa, Chordata, Lepidosauria, Squamata, Cordylidae. The record is from RefSeq and is a predicted model, not a curated record. The transcript is spliced from 41 exons.